UGAAUACAAUGACUUCUUUCCUGAAGAAAGUUGCUUUAAAAGUCUUAUUGUGGAUCGCAGUCAUUCUUUAUAUUGAUGCAGAGGAAUUCAAACGAGUGUGUUACUAUACAAAUUGGUCAGAAAACAGAGCCGUGGUGGAGUCCAGGUUUCACCUUAAAGAACAUAUGGACCCCUUUUUGUGCACACAUUUAAUUUAUGCAUUUGCAAAUAUAAACCCACAAAAACUGCGUAUAGAGCGGGCAUAUCCAGGAGAGGAUGAUGGGAAAAUCCCGGGAUCGGGACUUAUGUUUGAUUUUACAGGACUUAAACGGAAAAAUCCAAAGUUGAAGACAAUUUUGUCCAUUGGAGGAGAGACUUCGUCAGAUAAUUUUAAAGUGAUAAUGGGAUCCGAUAAGAAUAUAAAAUCAUUCGCUCAAAAUAUCUACAUCUAUAUCAAUGACAGAAAUUUUGACGGUAUUGAUGUUGACUGGGAAUUUCCAGGAGCCAUUUACAAGAAUGAAUUCGUGAUUUUUCUUAAGGAAUUAAGGUCCGAAUUUGCUGCCAAAGCCAAAGAAACCGGAAGUGAUGAGAAACUUAUUACCAUAGCAGUAGCACCUGGAAAGCAUAACAUAGAGGAGUCGUAUGAUAUGCCUGAAAUAAUCAAGUAUGUCGAUUUCAUCAAUGUAAUGGCCUACGACUAUUUUGGACCCUGGAGUCACGUCACUGGUUUCAUGGCACCACUCUAUUCCCGAUAUUCAGAUUUAAGUAUCGACACUACUUUAUCCCAGAACUGGACAAUGAACAAGUAUUUAGAGCUAGGGGUCCCGCCGGAGAAACUUGUUAUGGGUCUGCAUGGUGCAGGGUCAAGUUUUACCCUGGUAAAUAAUAGCAACCACGGUGUAGGAGAUGCAGUUUCCGCAGCUGGUAUGAAAGGACCAUUACUAAAAGUGGAGGGACGGAUGGCGUAUCCUGAGAUUUGUCAGAUGAGCAAAGAUGAAACAGUGUACGACGAGGAACAAAAACAGAAGUACUCUUAUCACAGGUCUCAGUGGUGUGGAUACGAAGACCCUGAUACUAUUGUUUUAAAGGUUCAGUACGCUGUUAACAACAACUUUAGUGGCGUCAUGUUUUGGUCUCUGGAUUUAGACGAUUUCACGGGAAAAUACUGCAAUCAAGGAAAAUAUCCACUGCUUUCAGCUGUUAAAAACAUAACACAUCUCAUGAGUCCAGGUAGUGGCUCUGCAACAAAUGACCCCAACCAACAACCUGUUACGGGAGAUGUCACAAAACGACCCACCACAACCACAGUGUGGCCACCUAAGGAUGGUGGUUUCAAAUUAUUUAUCGUCGACUCAAGAAGUGCUGCGUCAAACCAAAUGUUUUCCAAUUUCAUUUUACUGUUGACUUUAUCUCUGCUUGUUGUAUUCAAUUUUGAAUUAAAGUAAUUUAACCCCAAGAUCUAGACUUUUUAGCAAGUUUCUCAACCUUUAAAAAGUGUAUACAGUUUUGAUUUGAGUGAUUGUACGUACAUGCGGUAUAGAAGUUAUCAUUUGUUCUUAGCACUAACUGCAUAUUUUUCAAACUGGUAUCAUAUUGUUUUAAACAUUCAUCUUUAAAUCUUCAGUAUCAACCAGUAACUGUUGGUCUAAGAGAGCUAAACAUCGCAAGUUUAAUUUAAAAUUUGGAAAAGGAAUUGUGUAUUUU
Saccostrea echinata is the source of this 1683-nucleotide messenger RNA. Its product is annotated as chitinase-3-like protein 1. Gene Ontology annotation, biological process: chitin catabolic process; carbohydrate metabolic process. The transcript has 7 exons. The record is from RefSeq and is a predicted model, not a curated record. Gene Ontology annotation, molecular function: chitin binding; chitinase activity. Lineage: Eukaryota; Metazoa; Mollusca; Bivalvia; Ostreida; Ostreidae. Gene Ontology annotation, cellular component: extracellular region. The coding region runs from base 9 to 1424 and encodes 471 amino acids.